Hypomesus transpacificus is the source of this 2717-nucleotide messenger RNA. RefSeq names its product ras-associated and pleckstrin homology domains-containing protein 1 (gene c11h10orf71). NCBI's taxonomy places the organism in Eukaryota, Metazoa, Chordata, Actinopteri, Osmeriformes, Osmeridae. Gene Ontology annotation, cellular component: Z disc. Bases 109 to 1884 code for a protein of 591 amino acids. The transcript has 2 exons. The record is from RefSeq and is a predicted model, not a curated record. Gene Ontology annotation, biological process: positive regulation of calcineurin-NFAT signaling cascade.
GAGGAAGAGAGGAGAGUGAAAGAGGAGAGGAAUAAGCUGGAGAAGAGAGCCAAAGAGAGAGAUGAGGAGAGAAGAGCAGUCCAGGAAGCCAGACAAGAUGCAGACAAGAUGGAUUCUCUACAGUACUACUCAAUCAGUGCCUCAGAGGCAGAGAGAAGACCCAGGGAGAGACCCAUGCAUUCCCCUCUGCCUUCUCCACGGAAAGGGGACCUUCUGGAGCUGGAGCAAGCAGAAGAUGGGGAGUCCUAUGAAAGACCCCACACUGCUGCCUCCCCUGCCCUGUCAGCCCCGCGCUCCAACACCUCGUCCCCGGCCCUAGGGCCCAAGCCCACCAUGUUCAAGGUGAAGGACAACACCUUCAGGGGGUCUAUUCUCACUAAGACCAUCAGACCCCGCUUUUACAAGAGCUUAGAGGAAGACUCCAGAGUGGCUUCGCCGCUGGAUGGCUGGAGGGGGGGAGGUGAAAAGGCGGAUGAGGGGCAGGAGAAGAGGAGGGUGAGCUCUGUCACCAAUGUACCCACACACCGGUCCCCAGUGGUCCAGCAGUCACCUGUCCCGAGCUCCCUCACUCACACCCACGACUACCCCAGUAGCCUAUCAGAACACAGGGAAUACCGAGCCCGAUCCCGCCGCAGCCUAGCAUUGGACGAGGAAGACUCCCGCUCCGUCUUCAGCACAAUGUCAGAGGACGUGGAUAGCUUUGCUACCAGUGCUGGGGACCUGGGUGACUUUCGGGGAGCGUACGACUCGGACUGGGGCAGCAGGGGGGGCUACGAGAGGCCGGACUCUGCCUGCAGCUUCAGCAGCGAUGCAGGGAGGCCCCUGGGGAAGCCCCCCACCGUGCCCCCCAAGACAGAGAAGGCCUUGCGGAGAGCCAAGCGCCUGACUACACGCAGGAUCAAGAAGGAGUCGUCAAACACCUCGCUUGACAGGGCCACCUCAGAGGACAAUCCUCUGAGGGAGGUGUCCAGUGUUCCAUCGUCCCCCUCAGACCUACGCUCCUCCGGCCGCUCCGCACUCUCCUCCCCCCACUUCUCCUCCCCCAUCUCCCUCCCCCACACCCCCACUCUUGUCUCUAGUGUCUCCUCCACUGCUGAGCUUCGCCCCUCCCACCGUUCCUUCCACGCCUCCCCCCACGCCACCGCCCCAGUCUCCCUCCCCCUUGCCUCCCCACACCACUGCUCCCCCAUCUCCCUCCCUCUUGCCUCCCCCCACGCCACCGCCCCAGUCUCCCUCGCCCUUGCCUCCCCACACCACUCCUCUCCCAUCUCCGUCCCCCUUGCCCCCAGGUCAGUGUCCAGUGUCCCGUCGUCCCCCACACAGCCGUUGACCCAGUACCACGUAGAGCCCAGUUACCCCCUCACCCAGAGGAAGGUGCUCCAGGACCCUGGCUCUGGUCAGUAUUUUGUGGUGGACAUGCCUGUCCCUGUCAAGACGAAGACCUUCUUCGACCCGGAGACAGGGAAGUAUGUCCAGCUGAAUGUACGGAAGUCAGGACAGACUGGGCCCCAGCCCCAGCCUCAACCCCAGGUCCUGUACACUCAACAGGAGCCUGAUUCGGGGAGACAGAGCCGUGGCUGGGGACAGGAGAACCAUGGUAGGGUGAGAAGCAGAAGCAGCCUGGGCUGUGUGAGCCAGGAGAGCUCACACAGACAGGUGUACAGCCCAGGUCAGGCUCCCUAUAUGGAUACGGGCUACGACGUGCAAACAUCGUAUGCACCCACACCGUGCGAUACACACAAGGGAAGUGACACGCGUAGCCAGCAGGGGGAGGGGAUAAUGUACGAUGAGAAGGAAGACCCCGCUCCCUCUGGACCUCCAGGUCGUGACAUCAUCACUAUGAGCGAGCUGGAGGACUUUGCCAUGGAUUCUUCUGAUUGGUGAUGACUGCGAUUGACAGCUUGUAUUGUCUAAUAGCUUAACAGUAUAUAUGUAGCAAUACAGAUUGACAAAGAAAUAUGCAUUAAAAAGAAACAGAGAUAUGGUUGUAUAUGUGACCUACUUAAGAAGAAAAAUAGAAAGUGUUUUAGAUAUAAUGUGUUUGUGUUGAAAAUUGUCUUCUUUUGGGACUCUGGUAAGGCUUGUUAAAUUGCUGCCCCUGACGAUUUCUGCUGCUGAUGUUUUGUAGUGAUAAAAAAUAGAAGCUACUUAUGUAUAACUGUGUCACAGAAAAGUUUACCAUUCCAUUUUGAAUGUGUUGAAGAUGAUCUGCUGGUCUAUUUGAUUGGCUCACUGUCACCUAAAACCGAGAGAGCAUUUUUGAGUACUUCUGAAGUAUUACUAUAGUAUCCGACAGACUAAGAAGAAGUCUUCGCUGCUUAGGACUGGUAUUUAUUUCAAUUGCAACAUAAAAUAAAUAGAGAUUUUUUAGAUUUUAAUGUAGUUAAUACAAUGUUGAAGUUUUUAAUAUGUGCAUGCAAUGUAGUGACUGAGAAGGCAACACAAGCUUGAUGCAAAUGGAAAAGAGACCCUGUGUUUUUAAGUGAAAUAACAUGACUUGAAUGUUGCUCUUUGACAAGUUUCAUAGUAAUGUGGACUGUACAUAAUAAUAAAUAGUCUGCAUUAUUUGUAAUGUUUGAGAAUGUUUCAGAAUUGCUGUGAAGUAAAACAGAGUGGCCUGGACUUGUAGCACACACAUGUUCUGCCAUAUAGUCCUCCAUCAGGAUUGUGAAUGUGGCCUUCAGAGGCACCUUUUAAGGAAACAAUUAAAAAGUAAA